Molecule: messenger RNA, 3325 nt
Organism: Owenia fusiformis
Lineage: Eukaryota; Metazoa; Annelida; Polychaeta; Sabellida; Oweniidae
Source: the annotation of a GenBank genome assembly
CAUAGUAUUACAUAUAUUUCGAAACAGCUCCCAUGGUGAAAAACACAAACAAAUAAAAAUGACAAAAUGGAACAAGAAACAUAACAAACAAAACUUAAGCAAACAGAUUAGAUAAUUAUGGGGUGUAAUAAUAGCAGCUUGAAGAAAGAACAUAAUAGCAAUAGAAAAGAUGCUGGGGAAAACCCAAUCAGGAUUGAAUACAUCUUCCAAAGAGAAGGCAUGGUUCUGUUUCAAAGUGGCUACCUCAUUGAAAAACCCAAACACCUGGUGAACCUAGCACUGGUGGGAUCCAAACUCGAAGUAAUACCAACCACAGAAUCAAGGCAAUCAACUCAAAUAGGAUCCAGUUACACCAAAGAUAAAAACCAGAACAAUGCCAGAGUUCUCUCAAAACAUGAAAACAGUAGAAGAAAAGUAAAAGAGGUCUCAUCUGAAAAAGAAAUCAAGCUUUCUCGGUCAAUGAAAUCAAAGCUGGCAAAUUCACAUCACAGUAGUAGUCAUGAGUCUAUUGUAAAAGAUGACGCUAAGCCUGUCCAUAAUGCCUCUAAGACCUUCACAAAGACAUCUAUAGGAUUGAGUAAUGGCGACCAUCCUGUACAUGUAAAACCAAGAUGGAAUCAAAACCACACAGUUGCUAGAAAUAAUUCAAAUAAUAACACGCCAUCCAUAAUCCGCAUUGGUUCAAACCAUACCAGCCAGGAGAGCUUCUGGGAACAGAAUAUCAAUAUCUGUCGGAAGGAAACUAAAAGGCUGCUCCCCAGUCCUGUUGCUAAGGAGAUACAGAAGUAUAACCCGGAUGCUCGAAAGAUUUUAAAUCGUUUAUCAAAUGUGUGGAUAAGUUACCAAGGUGCCCUUUGGUUGGAUCAGGAAUACCAGUAUUGGGAGAGUAUGGGAGAUGUACACCCACAUCCACAGUUCAUCAAAUGGCAACGUAGCUGGGAGGGCUUCAACAUCAAGAAACCUGUUUGCUUAUAUACUAAAGGUGAUUUUCCAAUAGCACUAGAUAUCAAGCAAGGCAAGUUAAAAGACAGUGCAUUUUUAUCUGUUCUUGUAUCAAUCAUUGAACAUAAAGCCAUGUACAAAGCAAUUGUCCCAAAGGAUGCCUAUCCUGUAAAUACAAAACUAUACAAUGGACAAUUUUACUGCAAUAUGUGGGUGGAAGGAGAGCUCACACGGGUCUAUGUAGAUGAUUGCUUACCCUGCAGCCAUUCAAGUGUAUGGGGAGCUAAAACCUCAACACCUGGGGAAAUGUGGCUACCUCUCUUGGAAAAAGCCUAUAGUAAGGUCUGUGGAUCAUACGGUUCUAUUGAGGCGGCUAGCCCUGCAAUGGCUUUCCUGGCUCUGACUGGGGGUGUCACAGAGUGUAUACCCAUCAUGGCAACAUCCAAAAUUCCAGUAAUUGAUUACAUGAAACCUGCGCUGAACUCUGGGGCUCUAGUUGUUGCCCAUAGCAACCUUUUAUCUGAUGACCCAGAGUCUAAUAACAACCAUCAGCAACUAUACUUCACAGUUACUGGAAUAGCCUCAGUCCAGAUGGCCAGCUCAGAAUUCCAUGUUAUCCAGCUAUGGAGCCCUGCUUCGCUGAAACAAUUCAGCGUUCUGAACAUCCUCAGCCUCACACAGACCACAUAUCCUCACAUGGUCGGUGACCUUGAGAUACCAUCUUCAAUCCUACAAGAACUUCUACCACGAAACCGCCAUAAACGUGAAUUUUGGCUGCCACUGGAGAAUUUCCUAGAUCUAUUUGACAAACUUUAUAUCUGUAGCAUAGCGCCACCUAUUGCUCAAACCUUGUUCUCAACACUGAUGAAGCACGAGGUGCAGAUUCAUGGGGAAUGGAAAGGAAGAGAAAAUACUAAGUCUGAGACACCAAUGUUUAAGUUUGAAGUUAAAGGAAAGUGUAAGACACCAGUGGUGCUUCAACUGGUCCAGAAUAUUCUAGCACUGGAAAGGUACCAAGAGAAACACCCAACUUUAGUUGACAUGCGGCUGGAUGUCUACAGGAUUGACCAUGAGGAGAAAACUGAAAAGAUCAGUGGAUUGAAGCUUGUCCUUGAUGACCUACUGGUAGACAGAGGUUACCAUGCCACCAGAGUGUUGUCAUACCGUUAUACAUUAACGCCAGGGGACUAUAUUCUUAUUCCACGACGUAUAAGUGGCACAAAGGACAUCAGAUUCUACAUUCGUCUAUUCAGUGAUAUUAUGGUCCCAUAUAGUGAAAUAAGAGAACCAACUCAACUGUUCAUACGCAGUCCAUUGAAAACUGACAAAGAACCAACCAGCGAUGUUGAUAACAAAGUAAGCUCAGUGCGUGGGGUCUACCUUGAGAUGGAACCUGAUAAACCAGGCAAGGGGAGCCAUAUACGCAGCCAUCAGUACAUUAUCAAAGUGAAGAGAGGCUCAAGUAUACCAAUACGACUCGCCUUAACACAGGAGACUGUUAAACCUCAAAUUGUGCUAGGAUUCCAUGUGUAUGCCAUCAAAAAAGCCUCUGAUUUUCCCCUAGAUCGAGUCUACCCGAAAGGCCUGUUAGUGAAACCAACUGAACAACCAAGUAACCUACAGAAGACAUUCAACUACCAGAGAGAGUAUGAACUAUCACCAGGAAUAUAUGUUGUGAUGUUGAAUACAGAUGAAAUCAAAGCAAGGAAAUGGGUGGCUUUGACACUCCAUAACUAUUUGAAACACAAUGAUGUCACAUUUCAAACAGUGGUAUAGAAAUAUAAAAGUCAAUUCAAUGGAAAUGAGAAAACCAUUCAUAAAAAUGAAUAAACAUUCAAGACAAAAAUGAGUAAUAAAAAACAUGAAAUAUUGUAACAACAACAUGAGUUAGUUCAUUCUAAAAAAACCAAAAUAGACACUUACUCAUUGGAAAAGCCAGGUUGUUGGUAAUUGUCCCCAUACUGUUGGUCCUGGUUAUAAUCAUCCGAGUAUUCAUGGUCCCCUGACCCUUGCAUUGGAAACUGUGCUGCUUCCCCCUGGUAGGUCUCUGUUCCCUGGUCAUAUUCUUGUCCCUCAUACAUCUGUUGACCAUCUUGGCUGUAAUUGCCCGGGUUACCUUGAUUAUAGUUGCCUUGGUUACCCUGGGUGUAGUUACCUUGGUUAUUCUGGUUGCCAUGGGGAUAGUUGCCAUUGUUAAACUGUUGAUUGUAUGGAACCAUUUCUCCAUCUUCAUACUCUGUAAUCAAAGGUGCAAUUACUUUAUGACAGGUUUAGUUAAUGAAUAUUGAAAUCUUUAGCAUCACACCAGAAUAUCCUGAUAACGGUAAAGUCAGAUACCACUGUCACAAAUUGUGGCCAUGGGUUCCUAUUCGAUUUGAUUUUU